Ceraceosorus bombacis is the source of this 927-nucleotide messenger RNA. NCBI's taxonomy places the organism in Eukaryota, Fungi, Basidiomycota, Exobasidiomycetes, Ceraceosorales, Ceraceosoraceae. The record is from the annotation of a GenBank genome assembly.
AUGCAGGAGGUUACGCGUGGUCAACCCAUCUUGCCCAACUGGUCGGACCUGCCGCCGUCAUUUGACUGGCAGCGAGUAUGGCGCGAGCUCAAUGAGCAGCCGCUUAACACGGAUGUGCUGAGCUCUGUACAUCUCUUCCUGCUGCGACGUAGUUGGACCUCUUCAACAACAGAACGCGCACGAGCAGCCAGGGCAGCGUAUGACCUCGAACACGAUGGCCAACACGCAGCUUGCGGCGGUCUGGAGGAGGAAGGUGACACGUGGGCCUCUCACAUUGAGCCUGAUCCUGAUGAGGAGGAGGACGCACCUGGAACCGCGCCAGACGCGGCACCAGCAAGGCCAACUGCAAACAAUGCUGUGCGGUCGUCAGCCGUGCCGCCUAGCCGUGGGAAGCGCAUCAAUGUCAACCUGGAUGACCUGCCAGCGUCCUUCUUCCGAGAACCGACACCUGAGGUGGAGACGCGCAGACGCGCUCGUGCGGUGACGCCUCUCACGGAAGAGGCCUUGAGUGCGCACAACAAUGGCUCCACCUCGAGCUCCUCCAGCCGCGCCUCCUCGUCAUCGCUACCACCACCAGAAUUGUACGCUGUACAGAAUCCAUUUGCCAUCGCUAUCUUGCCCAACGAGGUGGCAGACCCUGCUCCGCAUCACCGGUGGCCCAUGACCUCCACACGUCCUGCUACUCUGCGCAGCACAUCGCCUCCCAUUCUUGAAGGGCUGGCUGGGGCCUUCAACAUCCUUGCGGAAUUUGAAAUUGCAGAUGCACAGACAGAGCAAGAAGCCAACGUCAUGCUGAGGGAGUGGCAGGCGAGCAGUCUCUGGCCACUGGCAGAGGAGACACCAAGGCAGCACCGCCGGUCAGGCCGAAUAGCCCAAUUGCAAGGGCAAGCCUCUGUGGAGGCCACCGCAGAGCUCGCAAUACCCUAA